AUGAUAAUUACAACAUGGAUUGUGUACAUUCUUGCCCGGAAAGGUGCAGGGUUCCCCUUCCCACCAAAAAUCAGUUCAGACGUUGAAGUUGUAGAAAGCGAGGCUGUAUCUGUAGUACAGCACUGGUUGAAAAAAACUGAAGAAGAAGCUUCCCAGGACAUAAAGGAGAAGAUGUCUGCCGGCUGCCUUCCCACCCAUGGCCAAGAUGUACAUGUUACCAGAGAUGUGGUGAAGCACCAUCUCUCAAAAUCUGAUUUGUUGGCAAACCAGAGUCAAGAGGUCCUGGAGGAAAGAACAAGAAUCCAGUUCAUAAGAUGGAGCCAUACUCGUAUCUUCCAAGUGCCAAGUGAGGCGAGGACUGACAUUGUGCGAGAACGAAUAGAGCAGGUGAGACGAAGCAUAUGCAGCCUUACAGAUGAAUCAUCUCAGGAUAUUCACAGCAGAAGUUCCUAUGCAGAAUGUUGA
Molecule: messenger RNA, 465 nt
Organism: Enhydra lutris kenyoni (northern sea otter)
Lineage: Eukaryota; Metazoa; Chordata; Mammalia; Carnivora; Mustelidae
Product: spermatogenesis associated 19
Exons: 6
Coding region: 1-465 (154 amino acids)
Source: RefSeq, a predicted model, not a curated record